Poeciliopsis prolifica (blackstripe livebearer) is the source of this 1028-nucleotide messenger RNA. RefSeq names its product immunoglobulin G-binding protein A-like. NCBI's taxonomy places the organism in Eukaryota, Metazoa, Chordata, Actinopteri, Cyprinodontiformes, Poeciliidae. The transcript has 2 exons. The record is from RefSeq and is a predicted model, not a curated record. The coding region runs from base 24 to 845 and encodes 273 amino acids.
ACGAAGGAUGGAAGGAAGGCUGGAUGGAAGGAAGGACAGACGGACAGACGGAAGUAAGGAAGGAUGGCGAAGAGGAAAGUGCCCUCAUCCACAAGAUGGUAGAGAGGAUGACAGAAGAGCUUACAAUCCCCCCAAAAUUUUCCACGACAUCGAAGAAGCGGAGAAGAAUGUGCAGCAAAGUGCUCGACAAGUUGUCGGAUAUGCACAGCAUGUCGCAGUUGAAGAACCUGCUGACAACAAAGGAUGAACAGGGUCAGGAGCUUUGGGUCAUGACCGAAAGAACAAGAUUGCGGAUACAAGUGGCCGAAAAGGAUUUCCUCCAUAGAAUGGCUGGUCUUUUCCUUAUAGAUAGGGUAAGAAGCUCAGUCAUCCGGGAGGGACUCAGACUAGAGCCACUGCUCCUCCACAAGCCAGUUGAGGUGGCUCUGGCAUCUGGUCAGGAUGCCUCCUGGUCUGAAGGAUGGAAAGAAGAAAGGAAAGAAGGAAGAAAGGAUGGACGGAAGGAAGGAAAGACAGAUGGAUGGAAGGAAGGAAGAAAGGAAGGACGGAGGGAUGGACGGACUGAAGGAAGGAUGGAACAAAGGAUGGAAGGAAGGCUGGAUGGAUGGAUGGAAGGAAAAAAGGAAGGACGGACCGACGGAAGUAAAGAAAGAAGGAAGGAAGGAAGGAGGGAAGGACGGAAGGAAGGAAGGAAGAAAGACAGGAAGGACGGACGGAGGGAUGGACGGACGGAAGCAAGGAUGGAUGGAGGGAUGGACGGACAGAGGGAUGGACGGACGGAAGGAAGGAAAGACGGGUGGAUGGAAGGAAGGAAGAAAGGAAGGACGGAGGGAUGGACGGACUGAAGGAAGGAUGGAACAAAGGAUGGAAGGAAGGCUGGAUGGAUGGAAGGAAAGAAGGAAGGACGGACAGACCGACGGAUGCACGGAAGGAAAGAAAGAAGGAAGGAAGGAGGGAAGGACGGACGGAUGGAGGGAAGGAAAGAUGGAAGGAAAAAAGUCAGGAAGGACGGACGGACCAAUGGACGG